AUGGAUGGGGCUGUUGCAAUACAUGACAAUUUUGAUCCUUUCACUGAUGAGGUGUUUGAUGAUGGCAAAGAUGAUGACAAUUAUUUCAUCAACUUAUAUAGGAAUGGUGAGCUUUACAAAGAUGCAGAAUUUGGCAAGAUUGUCCUUAAACCUUGGUUGUUAUUUACUGAUAAGCAACAUGUGAGGGAUGUGGUGAGGGAUUAUUGUAUUCAAAGUGGCUUUUCAGUCAUAGUUGAGAGGGCAACAAAUAGCAGGUACACUGUCAAGUGUAGUGCAAUGGGGUGUGAGUGGAGACUACACUCAUCUCAGUUACCUGAUGGAAUUACAUGGGCAAUUAAGUCCAUAAAAAAUUCUGAACACACUUGUUCUGGGUUAGAUGUGAAUAACCCAAUGGUGAACUGUGCAUGGGCUACAAGGGUGCUGAUGGAAGAUGUGAGGGCCAACAAUGAUAUAUCAGCAAAGUCCCUAAAUGCUAUACUUUUCCAGAGGUAUGGUGUUCAAAUGGCCCAGAGUACACUUUAUAGGGUGAGAACACAUGCUUUAAAUGAGAUUCAUGGGUCUCAUGAUGAAAGCUAUGCCUUACUUCCCAAAUACUGUGAGAUGAUAAAGAGCACAAACCAAGGAUCUGAUGUUCAUUGUGCAUGGGUUGAGCUAGCAGAACAGCCUGAGAAGCCACUAGUGUUCAAAAGCAUUUUUGUUGCAUUCAAAGGUGUCACAGAUGGUUUGAAAGGGUGUAGGGGAUUGAUAGGUGUUGAUGGUGCACACCUUAAGGGGAAUCAUGGAGGUGUUCUGCUCUCAGCUGUAGCCUUGGAUGGGAACAAUGAGUUGUUCCCAUUUGCUUGGGCAAUUCUAACUGCUGAAGACUCAGACAGCUGGAUGUUCUUUGUCUGGCAUUUGAAAAACCUGUUGCAAGGCUUGGGAAGGGGAGACAGUUGGUGCAUAAUUUCAGAUAGGCAGAAAGGAAUUGAUGUGGCAUUGACUGAGUGUUGGUCAGAAGUUGAUAGGAGGUACUGCUGCAAGCACCUUUGUGCAAAUUGGAAGAAAUCUUUCCCAGGGCCAUUGUUAUUCUCUUUGUUUUGGUUGACUGUUGGGGCAAAUUCAGAAUUCACUUUUAGGAAAGCAAUGGAAAAAAUGCAGAAGGUUAACCCACCUGGAAGAAUUUGGUUUUCAAAGUUAGGUGAACAAAAGAGGUGGACCAAACACAAAUUCAACCCUGAAUUGAAGUGUGAUGUCAAUAAAUCUAAUUUUGUAGAGAGCUUUAAUGCCACUCUAGGGAUAGAUAGAUGCAGGCCUGUCCUUACAUUACUUGAAGGCAUAAGAAGAAACACAAUGGUUAGGAUAGCCACAAGGAGACAAGUAUGUGAGACUUGGGAGAGGCAGGACAUUUUCCCUAACAUUGUCAGAAGGAUUCAACAGCUCUGUCAAGAGAGUAGGACUUGCAUACCAUACAUGUGUGGUGAAGGAGAGUAUGAGCUAACUGGAAUACCAUGUAAGCAUGGUAUUAGGGCCAUAAUUCAUGCAAGGUUAGACCCCCACUCAUUUGUAAGUGAGUGGUAUUCUGUGAGCAAGUACAGAGAAGCAUAUAGCUCUGGUAUUAGAUCUAUACCAGAUGUAGAACAGUGGCCAGACAUCAACAUGCCAGCAAUUAAGCCACCAACCAUGAAAAGGGCCAUAGGGAGACCAAGUAGGGAGAGAAAAAGGGUUGAUGAUGAAGAUAGAAGGGCAAAAGGGCUAAGACAAUCAGAUGCAAUUCGUCUUAGAAUUCGCUUUGGACUUCAUGACAUUGGACUUCAGCAAGCCCUUGUCAGCCAGAUGCUCCAAAGUCCUCUUGAGACUAUAACAGUCGUUGGUGUCAUGGCCCACCUCCUGAUGGAAGUGGCAGAAUCUAUUCUUGUUCCGCGACUGAAUGGAACUCUUCAUAGGAUUCGGCUUCUCAAUAGUCAGCCGGUCCUUCACCUCUCUAAAGAUGGUGUAACAGUCUUUAUUGAUUUCAUACUGUGA
Molecule: messenger RNA, 2001 nt
Organism: Chenopodium quinoa (quinoa)
Lineage: Eukaryota; Viridiplantae; Streptophyta; Magnoliopsida; Caryophyllales; Amaranthaceae
Exons: 5
Coding region: 1-2001 (666 amino acids)
Molecular function (GO): zinc ion binding
Source: RefSeq, a predicted model, not a curated record